AUGCUAGGAGGCUUCGUGCUUAAAAGCAUUGUCAAAAGAUCUAUACAUACCUCAAGAUGUAUUGGAAUGACAUUUGAAGGCAAUAAAUAUGGAAUACAGGGAUCCGAUGAAGAAAGAAUGACCAGGAUUUUUGGUGGAAGGAUAAAAGGAGAGCCCCCCAAAUCAACGAGCAGAAGAUUAAGGCAAGGCAGCAGACUGAUUGCAGGAGUUUCCGUUCCAGAAAAACCUGCUGAACCAGAUAACUGUUGCAUGUCAGGUUGUGCAACUUGCGUUUGGGAACUGUUUAACGAUGACUUAAGAGAAUGGAAACACAAGAGAAAGGAAGCUGCUGAGAAGUUGAAGGGAAGCCUCGAAAAGUGGCCUGCUGAUUUUGAUCCCCCUCUUACUUUACUGGAUAUUGAAAAUGUACCUGCAGAGCUCAAGACCCAAAAAAUUAAAUUGGAUAAGCAAAAGAAGAGAGGUACUGCCAGUUUGUUUCCACCAAGAACUGAAGCGCUUCCACAGAGCGUUAUUGAGGCAAAGAGAAAGAAUGCUUUGCUAAGACAGCAAAGAAAAGCCAUGCAUGAAAAGCAAGAGGAGGAAGAAAUGGAGGAAGGUUGGAAUGACGUUCCUGUGUAUAUUAGAGCAUUCGCGGAAUUUGAGAAGAGAAAGAAGGCACUUCGGUCCAAAGAAGAUAAAGUCUGA
Messenger RNA from Lachancea fermentati, 684 nucleotides. Lineage: Eukaryota; Fungi; Ascomycota; Saccharomycetes; Saccharomycetales; Saccharomycetaceae. The record is from the annotation of a GenBank genome assembly.